AUGAGCACGACGACUGCCCCAGGCCUUGACCAGGUUCCGGCCAACGACUUGUACGACCCGGAGGAGGUAUUGCUCAGGAACAGCCCGCUUCUGCAGCCACUUCGUCCCAAUCUACGACCGGAUCUUAGCUUAGAAUCACCAUCGCCUAGUCCUUCUCCGAGUCCCCCUUUCGGGAAUCGCAAGCCAAACCAAGGCUAUGCCGUUCUGAUUGCCCACCUUGACGGUCACAGGCAAGAGACGUCGGCCUAUGCCGAGAUCGAGCCUCUGCCAUCUGAUCCCGAAUCCGACGACUGUCCUGGCGAAUCGGAGCCGCGGUAUCUUGACAACUCCCCCGACGACAUGUCGAUUACCGAGAAGGGAAAGCUUUUUGAGGGCCAACCGGGAGAAGAUCGUUCGCAAACUAUUGGUGUCAACCAGGAGCCCUCAAUCUACAAAUGCUGGGCCAACUCCCCCAAUAACCGAACAAGGCACAUUAAGGGAUAG
Messenger RNA from Thermochaetoides thermophila DSM 1495, 483 nucleotides. RefSeq lists its product as uncharacterized. NCBI's taxonomy places the organism in Eukaryota, Fungi, Ascomycota, Sordariomycetes, Sordariales, Chaetomiaceae. The transcript is spliced from 2 exons. The record is from RefSeq and is a predicted model, not a curated record. The coding region runs from base 1 to 483 and encodes 160 amino acids.